UAUAAACACUAGAAUAUUUUGUUGUUAAAAUGCAUGUGAAUAUUAUUGCAGCGUUUUUAAUAUUAUCAACUUUAAUUGUUGUCCACCAUGCGGAAGAGAUUUCUAGAGGUUCAAGAAUAAUUGGCGGAACUAACGCCAGAACCGGACAAUAUAGAUUUGCCGCUGCUAUCACUGUUCAGACAGAAACCAGCAGAUUCUUUUGCGGAGGAUCUCUUAUCACAAGUCAGUGGAUUUUAACUGCCGGACAAUGCGUUUUUAGGGCUACACUAUUUACAAUUCAGCUAGGGUCCAACACACUAACUGAAGAUGAUCCCAAUCGAGUAACUGUCGCCACGUCCGAGUACGCUCUACAUCCAGAAUUCAACCCAACAACACUGGAAAAUGACGUAGGGCUCAUCAAACUAAGACUUCCAGUAGAGUUUACGAGCUACCUUAACACAAUAUACUAUGAAGAUCCGACCCCAGUAGGAAAUAAGUCUAGUCUCUUGUCAAUAGGAUGGGGGCAGACUAGUGAUGACGAUCCUGAGUUGUCUGAACAUCUUAAUUAUGUUCAAGUUUCCUCAAUAUCCAAUACAGAAUGUAGAUUGACAUACGGAAGCCAAGUUACUGAUUACAUGAUUUGCGUCGCUGGAUCUUUUAAUCAAGGAACCUGCAUUGGAGACACAGGUAGCGCACUAGUACAAAUUGGAAGUAGAGGAGCAGAGGCACAUAGAGGAAUUGCGAGUUUUGUAAGCGGAAAUGGCUGUCAAAGUACUGAUCCUUCAGGAUAUACAAGAACACAUCCCUAUCUUGAUUGGAUACAAAAUACAAUUCUAACCUGAACGAGAUUCUUAUAUUACAAAAAGUUAAUAAAUUCGUUAACACAUUAA
Messenger RNA from Zophobas morio, 869 nucleotides. Its product is annotated as brachyurin-like. The transcript is spliced from 7 exons. NCBI's taxonomy places the organism in Eukaryota, Metazoa, Arthropoda, Insecta, Coleoptera, Tenebrionidae. Gene Ontology annotation, molecular function: serine-type endopeptidase activity. Gene Ontology annotation, biological process: proteolysis. The record is from RefSeq and is a predicted model, not a curated record. Bases 30 to 821 code for a protein of 263 amino acids.